AUGAGGGAUUUGAAUCAGAAAUGUAUCCAGGCGAAUAGGCCGGUGGUGACAAUCACUUCCACCGUGUACGAUCGUAGAGCCCUGGAUAUAAACUCUGAUAUACCGUUGAUCAACUCUUUGAAUCAUCUAACUUAUCUAACGUCUAAUUCGGGAAAGGUACGAGAGACUUUAGCGAAUGAUGGAGCCUUGGAGAGACUCGUUGCGAUACUCCAGGGAUGUUACAUCCCUCUUUUCGAGCUUUUAGGGCUGGAUUUGAAACAUGUCAGCAAACAUAAACGUGCUCAAUCGAUAUGGAGACAGAAGAAGCUGGCAAUGUGUGCCUGGAAAUGGACUCUAGCGUUCCAGUGUCUCGUCCUUACAGGUACCAGAGGUACAGAACAGAUACGAAAGAAAGUGGUGCUGUCUGGGGUUGUGCCGGUUUUGGCCACGGUGGUUGACAACUACUUGAUAUAUCACAAGAAAUAUGAUCAUCUGAAAGGGGGCCCCAUUGACAUAAAUUUGAGCUCUCUGGAGAGCGAGAAAACUUACAGGCUGCUGCGAAAGGAUGAAAACGAGUCUUACGCGCAGUACAUGGAGUAUAUCACCGGGAGAGAUCCUUUAAGGCUUUCAAAUGAUGACAACUUCGCUGGCGAGGAUCUUAUGGGGCCUUCCAUGACACUGCCGUCAGAUUUUAUCGAAAUAUGGUUGAACUGCAGGACGUCGACCGACGUGGACGGGAUCGACGGUAAAAGAAGAGAAAAGGACAGCCCGAGCGAAUCAACGGAAAGUGAAACAUCUGAUAAGUUUAACGCCGGUGACGGAAGCUUUGUUGGCGAUGAUGAUCAAUCUCUUUGUAUAUCUGUUCCUCGAGAUUUCUUGCUGGGUAGAGUGAUCCCGAAGCAGGACGAUGUCAUAUGGUCCUUGCAACUGUUGGCUUUCAUCUCGAAAUACACGUAUAUGAAGCAGCAAUUGCAGAAUGUCGAAUUGGUAGAGUCCUUAUCUUUCAGAUCCGUCGUGGAACGGGUCAGGAAACGACUAGCGCAGAAAGAGCGACCCGAUGGGGAAGGUUCAGCAUCAGGGGAUAUAGUGAUGCAAGAUGCACCGCCAAAUCAUAUGGCUGCAACCGAUGAUCCAUUCCUAAUCGAGCUGCAGGAAGUUGCGCGAAGCUGUAAGCAGUCCGAAAAGGAGACAAUCAAGGAAAACGAACCUUUCUUUCAAAAGCGUUAUAGACAUUUUAUUUCUAGCAUAUCAACAGAGCAUAAUCAACCAAGGAGGGUCCAAGAGAGAAGAUUAAUCGAUGAUUUCAAGAGGAAGUGGGAUUAUAACACUCUAUCUACCGAAUUAGAUGAUGAAACGUGGUCAUAUAUCAAUUCAAAGGAGAGUCUGAAUCUAUUUCCUCUGGUUGAACGGUGCACGGUAAAUCAUGAAAAUCCGCAUGACAUGGUUUAUUGGAGUUCCGUAAUAAUGAGAAACUCUUGUAGGAAGAAUGAGGUCACUGGAGUGCGCCAAUGUGCCAACUUUGCUUGUGGUAAAUGGGAAGAUUUUCCCAGACAAUUUGCCAAAUGCCGUCGCUGCAAGCGCACAAAGUACUGUUCUCGUGAUUGUCAAUUAACAGCCUGGACUUACCAUAGAUACUGGUGCCAUGAGGUCGGCACGAGCGUCAGCACGACUGCUUCAACCACAGGUGCUAAUACACCUAAUGCUGCUCAUUCAUCUAACAGCCUAAGCCAGAACCCGCCAGACGAUGGAACUACAAUAAACUUCACUAUAAACAAUAAUGCCACGGAGGAUGCUGCUAACGGUGGGGGAAUAGCAGUAGGUGGUGGCAUCGAAGGUGCAGAAGCGGUGCCUGCUGGCUUUAAUGUUAGGGCAGCUGAUUCACCGACAACUCUAAGCAUGAAUGAUAACGGAAGGCCGAAUGUGGACAACGUUGUCAGACAUAUAAUAGGCGACAUAACUGAGGAAGAAGAUGAAAUGGUUUUAACAGAUCAAAACAGUGGCAGUAAUAUAGCAUAG
This is a messenger RNA of Torulaspora globosa, 1995 nucleotides long. RefSeq names its product MYND-type zinc finger protein MUB1 (gene MUB1). The transcript has a single exon. The record is from RefSeq and is a predicted model, not a curated record. The coding region runs from base 1 to 1995 and encodes 664 amino acids. Lineage: Eukaryota; Fungi; Ascomycota; Saccharomycetes; Saccharomycetales; Saccharomycetaceae. Gene Ontology annotation, biological process: ubiquitin-dependent protein catabolic process; establishment or maintenance of cell polarity. Gene Ontology annotation, cellular component: MUB1-RAD6-UBR2 ubiquitin ligase complex.